AGAAAUGGUCUACUUUCUAGAAACUACAGAGGCUCUACCCGCCUCUCAUCGCCGUAUCAAUUUAUGGAUGGAUAAAAGAUUAGAUUGGCUUUGCUUCUGGAGACAAAAGCUUAAGCGAAACCAACAACAAUGGCAACCUGUACAACACCCUCUUCCUUAAUGCUAACGUACGCCUCCACCACGGUACAUCCACAAGAGCUCACUCCUUCUCUUCUCUCCUUCAAGCCCAGAACUUUUUCUCUCUAUCCAUGGGUUCUGGGUUCUGGUGGGGAGAGAAAAUCAAGCAAGUUCGUCAAUUUGUUUACACAAAAAGAGGCAAAGUUUGGAACUUGCAGUGUGGUUGUGGCUGCUGCUUUGGCUGCAGAGGCAGAGGUGGCUGAGGAGGUGGAGGGGAGAGAGGGAGGUGAUGUGGCCACCGCUACAGUUGCUCCACCUAAGCCUAAGAAAGGGAAGGCUGCAUUGCCCUUGAAGAGAGACAGGAUUCUUAUACACUUUCAAGAACUCAGCUUCAUACCCUUUUCGUGGAAAUGCCAGACAAGAUCUAAGAGAUUCUUGGAAAUUCAAAAAUUGAGGGAAAACAAGCAAGAAUAUGACAUAAAUGCAGCAAUAUCAUUGCUGAAGCAAAUGGCAAACUCAAAGUUCGUUGAAACUGCUGAAGCUCAUUUCCGUCUUAACAUUGAUCCCAAAUAUAAUGACCAACAGCUGAGGGCAACUGUAAAUUUGCCCAAGGGAACUGGACAAACUGUUAAAGUGGCAGUGCUUACACAAGGUGAAAAGUUCGAUGAAGCAAAAAAUGCAGGAGCAGAUUUGGUUGGUGGGGAGGACCUGAUAGAACAGAUAAAAGGAGGAUUCAUGGACUUUGACAAAUUAAUUGCAUCCCCAGACAUGAUGCCUAAGGUUGCCAGCUUGGGUAAGAUUUUAGGACCUCGGGGACUCAUGCCAAAUCCAAAAGCUGGUACUGUUGCAACUAACAUACCUCAGGCAAUAGCAGAGUUCAAGAAGGGAAAAGUUGAAUAUAGGGCAGAUAAAACUGGAAUUGUUCACAUACCUUUUGGAAAGGUCGACUUCUCAGAAGAAGACCUCCUCGUAAACUUGCUUGCUGCAGUAAGAUCAGUAGAAUCAAACAAGCCAUCAGGUGCAAAAGGAGUGUAUUGGAAAAGUGCGCACAUAUGCUCAUCAAUGGGGCCGUCAAUUCGGUUAAAUAUAAGGGAGAUGCUUGAUUACAAGCUCCCAUUGAACAUUUGAAUACAAUUAAAACCUGUAAAUGAUGUAGUAAAGUGUCUCCAGAACCCAUCAAUGAUCGGUAAAAAUGGCAGGUAAAAGCAGGAUGAUUAGAGGCAACCUCUCUUCUUUGUUGUGGAUGGAAGUUGACAUGCAUAUCCUUGGUCAUCCUCUACAAAGACCAAGAAACGUGUAUGCGAAUGAAAUUAUCAAAUUUAGUCCCUCAUUACAAGAAAUUCCAUAUUUGAUUGGCAAUAUCUUGUACUUGUUUGUACUAAUCAACUGAUUAAAAUCAUGUUUUUUCA
Molecule: messenger RNA, 1526 nt
Organism: Hevea brasiliensis (rubber tree)
Lineage: Eukaryota; Viridiplantae; Streptophyta; Magnoliopsida; Malpighiales; Euphorbiaceae
Product: 50S ribosomal protein L1, chloroplastic
Exons: 7
Coding region: 130-1245 (371 amino acids)
Biological process (GO): translation
Cellular component (GO): large ribosomal subunit
Molecular function (GO): structural constituent of ribosome; RNA binding
Source: RefSeq, a predicted model, not a curated record